UCCUCCCUCCUCCCCUCCCCUCCCCUGCACCCUCCCAGCCAGCUCAGGUUGCAGCCGCUCGGGGAGCCGCUCACCUUUCGGGAGCAGGGCCGGCACCUCGGAGCCGGGGCAGGGACCCCGACCGGGCGCGGGGCGCGGGGCGCGGCGCCCACCCCGGGGCCCGGGACGCGCGGUGAGUCCCGCCGGCCGGGCCGGGGCCGAUCAUGAAUAAGAUGAAGAACUUCAAGCGCCGCUUCUCCCUGUCCGUGCCCCGCACCGAGACCAUCGAGGAGUCCCUGACGGAGUUCGCAGAGCAGUUCAGCCAGCUGCACAGCCGGGACCAGGAGGAUCUGCAGCUCGGUCCUCUUGGCAGAGACGCCCCGCCAGAGCCCAGCACCCUCUCCCCCACAGACGGCCUGGAGGAGCCCAGGCCGCCGUCCCCCGGCAGGCAGUACCGGCGGCCGAGCCAGCGCCGCUUCUCCAUGGAGGACAUCAGCAAGAGGCUCUCCCUGCCCGUGGACAUCCGCCUGCCCCAGGAAUUCCUGCAGAAGCUGCAGCUGGAGAGCCCAGAGAUGCCCAAACCGCUGAGCCGCAUGUCCCGCCGAGCGUCCCUGUCAGACAUCGGCUUUGGGAAACUGGAAACGUACGUGAAACUGGACAAACUGGGGGAGGGCACCUACGCCACCGUCUUCAAAGGGCGCAGCAAGCUGACGGAGAACCUCGUGGCCCUGAAGGAGAUCCGGCUGGAGCACGAGGAGGGCGCGCCCUGCACCGCCAUCCGAGAGGUGUCUCUGCUGAAGAACCUGAAGCACGCCAACAUCGUCACCCUGCACGACCUCAUCCACACGGAGCGGUCCCUCACGCUGGUGUUCGAGUACCUGGACAGUGACCUGAAGCAGUACCUAGACCACUGUGGGAACCUCAUGAGCAUGCACAACGUCAAGAUCUUCAUGUUCCAGCUGCUCCGGGGCCUCGCCUACUGCCACCGCCGCAAGAUCCUGCACCGGGACCUGAAGCCCCAGAACCUGCUCAUCAACGGGCGGGGGGAGCUGAAGCUGGCGGACUUCGGCCUGGCCCGGGCCAAGUCCGUGCCCACGAAGACCUACUCCAACGAGGUGGUGACGCUGUGGUACAGGCCCCCCGACGUGCUGCUGGGCUCCACGGAGUACUCCACCCCCAUCGACAUGUGGGGCGUGGGCUGCAUUCACUACGAGAUGGCCACGGGGCGGCCCCUCUUCCCCGGCUCCACAGUGAAGGAGGAGCUGCACCUCAUCUUCCGACUCCUCGGGACCCCCACAGAAGAGACGUGGCCGGGAGUGGUGGACCAGCCUGAGUUCCGUGCCUACAACUUCCCCCGGUACCUCCCCCAGCCGCUCAUCAGCCACGUUCCCAGGUUGGACUCCGAAGGCAUCCACCUCCUCACCAGCCUCCUCUUGUACGAGUCGAAGAGCCGCCUAUCCGCAGAGGCAGCCCUGAGCCACCCCUACUUCCGGUCUCUGGGGGAGCGCGUGCACCAGCUCCCAGACACCGCCUCCAUCUUCUCCCUGAAGGAGAUCCAGCUCCAGAAGGACCCAGGCUGCCGGGGCCUGGCCUUCCAGCAGCCAGGGCGAGGGAAGGGCCGGCGACAGAGCAUCUUCUGAGCUGCGGCCGGAGGGAGAGGGCGCCGGAGCAGCUGCGGGCCAGUGGCUCAGGCGGCCCCAGGAGGACGGAGGACGGAGGAUUGAGGGGGCGGCCGGCCCGGAAGACCUUUGGCAGCCCUGGGUCCUGACCCGCUCCCCACGUCUCCCCCGUGGCCGCGGCCCAGACACCAACCCCUCCAUCAGCUGCCCGGGGAGGAGGGGAGAGGCGCGGGAGGACCUCGGAGGCUUUUCCGUCCCAAAGCCCAGAGCCCACGCGGACAGGAGGACCCCGCGGCCGGGUGGAGCCUGUGCCCCGGACACGCCUCCCCCCGGCCGGCCUGUCUCACCCGUUGGUAGAUCCCCCUUAUGGGCCCCUCGUUCCCCUUCUCCCCCUCUGAGAGCAGGAAGCGACGUGGCACCUUUUCCGGGACCUUUGUGAACCAAAGCCCCUGAGGAGCAGGUGCCCCCUCCCCCCAGAACAAGAGGGGAAAUAGCAGGCCUUACCCCACUCCAUUACCCCCCCCCCCCGUUCCCAUUCCCCCUCCUCGCUAGAGGCCCCGUAUGCUGCUGGCUGCCCGCUGAGUCCGGAGGCCUGGCACUGCCCCUGGCACUCCUGCGCCUCCGCCCGCCCGGCUCCCUAGUCUGAGGGGCUGAUUGCCUUAAGCUGGUGGGCGGGGAGCACACACUGCCCUUGAGCUCCGACCCGCGCUCUGACCUGCCCGGCCUUUCCCGGGAGCCGCUCCUGCUGGUCACCCCCGCGUGCUGAUAAGCCAGCCCGGGGCCAGGGCCCUGGGACAGCGCCGAGAUAGGCAGGGUCACCCCGGCGCCGGUGCCAGGCUGGCCUUGGCUCCGUGGGCCUGGCACAGCCUCCCCAACCCCCCCCGUGGCCCUGUCCUUGCUCCGCCCGGUCCUGGCACCAGCCACCCCGAAGGGUGGUCAUGAGAAGGACAGUCUGAGGCAGAGGAUGGCGGGGCAGGCAGCACAGGGGGUGGCGGUGUGAGGGGCCUGGGCCCCAGGAGAAGGCCCUCUCCAGCCCCCCUCCCCCCAGAGUGUGCCCGCUGUGUCCCUGAGGGCACCUCCAUGCGUGGCUGAACCUUGAAUGCCAAGGCUAAGGGGAGGCUGGCCAGGCCUUGCUCUACCAGCCCCUGCCCCGCCCCGCCCCAGCCUGAGGGGCUGCCCUGGAGGGUCUCCGCCUCCCCUCCCCCACGGUACUGUGAACUGUGAACGGCCUGGGACUCAGCACAGAGACAGACGCCAUAUUUAAUUCAUGCGCAGAGAGGAGCCGCAGACUUGCAGAAAAGCUGAGUUGGACAGAUGGAUGCCAAAGACGGAGGCCUCCUGGGCCUCGGGAGUGGGUGUAUGUGUGAGUGUGUGUGUGUGCUUGUGCAUAAAGUGGAGAGAGCGUU
This is a messenger RNA of Pipistrellus kuhlii (Kuhl's pipistrelle), 3004 nucleotides long. It is a transcript of the gene CDK18, whose product is annotated as cyclin dependent kinase 18. The record is from RefSeq and is a predicted model, not a curated record. Gene Ontology annotation, biological process: protein phosphorylation. Gene Ontology annotation, cellular component: nucleus; cytoplasm. Gene Ontology annotation, molecular function: protein kinase activity; ATP binding. The transcript is spliced from 16 exons. The coding region runs from base 204 to 1619 and encodes 471 amino acids. Lineage: Eukaryota; Metazoa; Chordata; Mammalia; Chiroptera; Vespertilionidae.